Lichtheimia ornata is the source of this 891-nucleotide messenger RNA. RefSeq lists its product as uncharacterized. NCBI's taxonomy places the organism in Eukaryota, Fungi, Mucoromycota, Mucoromycetes, Mucorales, Lichtheimiaceae. Gene Ontology annotation, biological process: nucleobase-containing compound metabolic process. The record is from RefSeq and is a predicted model, not a curated record. Gene Ontology annotation, cellular component: cytoplasm; mitochondrion. The transcript is spliced from 4 exons. Bases 1 to 891 code for a protein of 296 amino acids. Gene Ontology annotation, molecular function: AMP kinase activity; ATP binding.
AUGGCCUUGUCGAGAUUGCGUUCGCUCCCGAUUCCAACUGUGAACCGACUAUCAGCACGCUACUUUCACGACUGCUCUGUUAGUGACACACAUCCUGUUCGACUUUUACUUUUAGGUAGUCCUGGCUCAGGCAAGGGCACUCAAUCAAACAGAUUGAAGGCAAACUUUGGUGUCACCCACCUGUCUAGUGGCGAUUUGCUGAGAAGGAACAUCAACCAAAAGACACCAGCAGGGCUAAAAGCUGGUGAAUACGUGGCUAAUGGUCAGCUAGUGCCUGAUGAAGUUAUGCUAUCAUUGAUUGAUACUGAAUUGGAGCACUUGGGUAAUCCGAACUGGUUACUCGAUGGAUUCCCACGGUCCCUUCUACAAGCCAAGACGUUGGACACGAUGUUGCAGCGAUUAAACCAACCGCUAAAUCUCGUUAUCAACUUGGAGGUGCCAGAAGAAGUGAUUCUUGAACGCAUCAUGGAUCGUUGGGUACACGUUCCUUCUGGACGCGUUUACAACCUUUCAUACAACCCUCCAAGGACACCAGGAAUUGAUGAUAUUACAGGCGAACCUCUCUCAAAGCGACCUGAUGAUACCCCUGAAGUAUUUCGGGUACGCAUGCAGCAGUACAAAACAAUGGCUGCCCCUCUUCUGGAUCAUUAUAGUGAUAUAGCAAAGACAAUUUCUGGAAGAACGAGCGAUGAGAUCUACCCUCAAAUUGAACGAGAGAUUGUCAACCGGCUUGGUGUUGUACCGGGCUCGCUUCGUGUACGUUCUACAAGCUCGAUGGCUGCCGCAGCUGUAUCCCGCCAUAAGCGUGAUCAACAACGAAAACUAUCUAUCCACCAACAGCAACAGCAUCAAGUUGAAAGAGAGCCAUUAGCAGCGACUUACUCACAAUAA